UUAAAGCUAGCUCUAGUUGGUACCAGCUCCGCUCAUGUGAGGAUUGGACCUCAGGUGUCAGUGUAAAACAAUUUAUUUUGGUUUAUGCCGAAGUAUAAGCUGCUUUCCUUAUUGCUGGUGGACGGUAUAAUCGUUUAAACAAGUUAAAGUAGCAAAGGCGUGAUGAGUAGCAGCCCUGUGUCGGUCCAGAUGGACGAAGUCAGGAGCAGAGCCCAGUCGCUCCUGUCCUCCUCGGGUUUAGCCCAGGAUGUGAAGGUUGAAGUCCACACUAUGGCCACCAUCCCUUUGCCCUUGUCAGAGAAGUACUGCUACUUGCCAGCAGAAGUCAUGCUUAGAGAGAACUUGACUGGUUGCAGUAAACAUGAGGCUCUUAAAGCUUUGAAUAAACUGUCCAAAGCGUUGAGCAUCCUGGAGAAGUACGGAUGCAACCUAGCCACUCCCACCAGGCCCAGAUACUGGAGAAGCGUCAAACACAACAAUCCUGUCUUCAGAACCACAGUAGAUGCCAUCAAGGGAGGUCGGAGAGUUCUGUUCCUCUACGGCUACACCAACCAGCAGUUCGACGGCCUCAGUUUCCCUGAUGAAAUCACCCAACCAAAUACUGAAAAUGUUGUUGCGGUGACGUUGGAGGUGAUGACCCUCCGCUCAGAGGUGGACAUGCUAGUCAAGGGCAACCAUCCUCACCCUGAACACUUCAAAGACAUCAUCCCAUUUGCCAUCCAGCAGAAUGAGCCAGUGAACGACUCUAAGGCCGUCCCGCCUGGAGACGAGCAGCAGGGAGACAAACCCCAGACCCCGUCUCCUUUAACGUCAUCAGACCCAAAGCCUGAGCUUGCAUCUCCACCAAAACCAGCAGCAGCCUCCGCUGCAGUGAGUGAGUGCAGUUUGUGUGGCGGCGCUUCAUCUCUUCUUUGCCCUUCAUGUGACAAUCAACAUUUCUGUGACGCAUGCGAUGACCUCUAUCACCGCCACCCCUCCAGAGCCACUCACAAGAGGGACAAAUUACAGAAACCCAAACAGGAGACCUGCACCAUCUGUGGAAUUUCUGCUGUCCAUGCUCAGUGCUCCACCUGCAUCCAGAGAUUAUGCGCAAACUGUGACAGGCUUUUCCACUCUCACCCUGACCGCAAAGGCCAUGCCAGGACUAAUAUUGCCCCAGCUAAAACAUCCAGUCCAUCUCUAUCACCGUGGGAGUGUGCUCACUGCACUACAGUGAAUGAGAUGCGAGCAGUUCUCUGUGCAACAUGUGAACGUCCUCGACUCGCCACUGCUGCAUCCACGGCUGUAGACAGCUCCAUAUCAGUCCCCGUAUCAUCUAACACAGAUUGGCAGUGUAAGAGCUGCACCGUUGUGAACCAAGGCAGCAGUAUCCUCUGUGAGGUGUGUGAACGCCCUCGUCUUGCCACCCGCCCACCUGUUGCUCCGAUACUGACAAGCCCUAGAUCGAUGCCUGACUUGGGAGCAAAGUGGAUUUGCCAGUUCUGCACUUUUGCCAACACCAAGCCCUCUGCAGUGUGCGAGAUGUGCAGCCUGCCAUGUAAAGACUCUGCUGGAGUUUCUAUGCCACAGUCCCUCCAGCAGAUGCCGUCAGUGUUUAAGGAUCAGCCUCAGCUAGACGUGACGCCACAGCCAAAGCCCAGGCUCAACAUGGAGCUGAAGAGGCAGAAAACGAUGAGGGACGACGGACUGAAGCUCAUUCACCAGAUAAGAGAGGCAGAGAAGCGGGGCGUUAGCCCAGAGGAGGUGUAUGCAGCCCUGUGCUUGUGUGGCAGCAGCAACGUUAACCCAUGUGACUGGCUGACAUCAGAACUGCCUCACCUGCUGGAUGAAAUAUGCGCCAUGGCCGCCUCUGUUCAACUAAGUUACAAAGUGGGGAACACUGGGAUGAAGCCUGUGGUGGGGAAAUGUGAAAGGGAGCCGGAGCAGAAUACUGCAGGUGGAGGUGGGAAGCUUUCCAGAGCUGAGGCUAAAAUGGCCUGGUUGGCAGCAGGAGGAGACACCGAGAGAGCAGUGAGACACCUGCUGAGAGACCGACAAGUCAAGAUGAGGGAGCUGCACUCUUUGGGCUUCCAGGACAUGGCUCAGUGUGAGGAGGCUCUGCGGCAGAGCGGAGGCGAGUUAAAAGGGGCAUUGUCCCUACUUCAGCGCCCUCUCCUGGAGCCCUUCCACCAGCGUAUCUGGAUCGACCAGCCAGAGCCGCCGAUUGAUCCUAAACAUCCAGACAAACAGAGGAUAUGCAGGCGUCUACUGGCAUUGUACAACCUGCCCAGCUGGGGGCGUUGCGAGCUUGUUCUGUCGUUGCUCCAAGAGCCAGGUGUCACUUACUCACUCGAGGAUGUAGUGCAAGCUGUGAAGGAGUCACACGACAAAGAUUUUAUCAGGCGUCUCCUCAACAACGAGUGCCCGUGCUGCUUAAGCAUCUUCCCUCGCAGCAAGAUGCAGUCUCUUACAUCCUGUCAGUGCUCAGUGUGUCACGAGUGUUUCAGGCAGCACUUCACUGUUGCUGUCAGAGACAAACACAUCAGAGACAUGGUGUGUCCCGUCUGCAGCGAGCCCGACAUCAACGACCCCGAACAACUGGACAGUUACUUCUCUACGCUGGACAUUCAGCUACGAGACUGCUUGGAGCUUGAAGUGUAUGAGUUGUUUCACAAAAAGCUGACUGAGCAUGCACUGAUGAAAGACCCAAAGUUCCUGUGGUGCUGUCAUUGCACAUCUGGGUUUAUCAACGAUGGAGACCAGCUCAAGGUCACCUGCCCCUCAUGCAACAAGAGUUUUUGUGCUCAGUGCAAAAAACCUUGGGAGCCUCAGCACCAGGACGUGUCCUGUGAGGAUUUCCAGCAGUGGAAGAGGGACAAUGAUCCGGACUACCAGAGGCAGGGCCUGGCGGGGUAUCUAAGAGACAACGGCAUCACCUGCCCUCAGUGUGGGUUCCAGUACGCUCUGACAAAAGGUGGGUGCAUGCACUUCAGCUGCUCCCAGUGCAGGUACCAGUUCUGCAGCGGCUGCAACAAUCCCUACCACAAGAUGAAAUGCAAAGCACCUCAGUGUGUCUACAAUGGCCUGCAUGCUCAUCACCCUCGAGAUUGUCUUUUCUAUCUCAGAGACUGGGAGCCACCCCGGCUUCAGGCUCUCCUGAAGAGGAGUGGUGUGAACUUCAACACGGAUCCUUCAAACGGGACUCAGACCGACGCUUGCGGCGUGAUGGAGCAGAAAGAUGAAGACGGUCAGCAGGUUGAUUCUCCCUGUGGCGUCCAAACUCAUCCGGGACAGGCUGGACUCUGCGAGAAGCACUACAGGGAGUACCUGGUGAGUCUGAUCAAUGCUCACACUCUGGAUCCCGCGCUGCUCUACGACAUUGAUGAACUGACUCGGGCCUGUCAGAGAUACCAGGUGGACACUCAGAGAGGAGACGCAGAAGACGACAAUGCUCAUCAUGCUCGACUGCUUAAGAAACUAAUGGAGAUUCCUCUUGGAGAAAAAGUUCCUCGAAACAAAUAAAGACUCCAGAACGUUUAAGAAAAUAUCCUGAAACCAGACGGAUCAUCAAGCACUUUUCAAUUAAAUUCAGUUCUGACUGUUGACAAGAUUUCUGCUGUGAUCUGCAGAGGAAAUCUGAUGCUGCUAAAGUGCAGCACCAAACCACAAGAGAAAAACACACUUGUGUGGCAUCUUUAUGAAGCUGAUUUGUGUUUUAGAAACAUGUACUUCUUGGUCUGAGUUUUGUUCUGUUUUUGCAGAAUGUCUUUUUAUCCUGAAAGAAGAAUGUAUUUAUGAUUACUCAGCACAGGGUUUGUUUUGGUUUGUGCCUUCAAGUCACAGAGAUCCAACUUUAAACUGUCAAAGGUAAUAAUUUACAGGCAGCUGAGUUAUGUUGAAGGAAUGUGAUGAUUCACCUCUUGUUUUUGAAUAAAGACAAGUGUUCAGUGUGUAAGUGCCACAUUGGAUUAUAUUUUAUAUAACAGAAAUGAAUCAUGUUAUGAUCUGCAGCGCUUUGUCAAGAUGCUAAUGAACAUUUUCUCUUUUGGUUUUUCUGUGACUCAAAAUCAGGUUGAAAUGAGCUCAAUAAAAUGAUUUGUAAGCAA
Molecule: messenger RNA, 4085 nt
Organism: Melanotaenia boesemani (Boeseman's rainbowfish)
Lineage: Eukaryota; Metazoa; Chordata; Actinopteri; Atheriniformes; Melanotaeniidae
Product: E3 ubiquitin-protein ligase RNF31-like
Exons: 24
Coding region: 163-3501 (1112 amino acids)
Biological process (GO): protein linear polyubiquitination
Cellular component (GO): LUBAC complex
Molecular function (GO): linear polyubiquitin binding; K63-linked polyubiquitin modification-dependent protein binding; ubiquitin protein ligase activity
Source: RefSeq, a predicted model, not a curated record